Molecule: messenger RNA, 2091 nt
Organism: Suillus clintonianus
Lineage: Eukaryota; Fungi; Basidiomycota; Agaricomycetes; Boletales; Suillaceae
Exons: 9
Coding region: 1-2091 (696 amino acids)
Source: RefSeq, a predicted model, not a curated record
AUGCAGAUUCCACACCCCACAGAGGCUUAUCGAAGACGUAGGCCCCAGGCCCCAUCGGAUCCCAAUUGUCCCAGGAAUAGUAGGAAACUGGUUGGGAUGCGGUGGUACGUCGGAGACAAUAUGGCUCAUACGAGCACAGCCUCACCGGACACCGUUAUCUCUGCACUUGCCGCAAUUCACCCGGAAUCCAAAGAGAUGGAACCAAAGAUGUGGAUGGAUAGAGUGAACCAGGUGUGCAUAUCUUCUUGGGAUGACAGCAUAAUGUCAGUCCUUCAGCGUUGUUAUGCCUUUUCAUCUCAAGAGGUGGGCGUGGUGUUCAUGAAGAUGCUGAGUUAUGUUGAGCUAGCGGUGAAAUGUCAAAGGUGCGCUUUUUCAACCGAUGUCUCCAGUCUGCGCGAUAUUUAUGCUACUUUCGUCGCACCUCUGCCCAACGGCAAGCCCACUUUGCAUACCUUUGUGUUCUGGAACACCUUGGGCCAUAAAUUUGGCCAAUUGGCUGCUGGUGGAUCAAUAUAUGUUUUACUCAUGGUGGCGGGCCUGGAUCUGUACUGGAGCAUUGCCAGAGCACUUGGUCGUGUUCCUUUUGAGGUAGGAAAGAUGCUCAGAAGGCCUGACAAUUCUCCUGCAGGGAAACUUGUGCGUAGCCAGAUCAUUCCGAUCAUUGCCUUUAUGAGAGAGAAGCUCCCUCUUUCCUUUGAGAAUCGCUUCUGCAUCGAUUUCAACAUCUUACACGGACUCUCUGCUACAGUGGAUUGCACGUCCUUGAAAGAUUCAGAUAGGUUCUUUGAUUGCUUGGAAAGGAAUGACUAUAAGUUCCCAUCAAGAUCGUGUUCUUCCUGGAAGCCCUGCUUGACUCCAGUCCUAGACGACCUCCUGCCAGUUUUCAACAUAGUGGCUACAGCUGAUGGCUGGAAUCCGAACGUCAAUUCAUCAAAGUAUAAUGCCUCAGAUGGGCAAGGGCUUUUCGCUGACAUCAAUAUGGAGAUCGCUGUAGUGGCUACGCAAUUCGAUCCUUCUUUAUCGGAGAACCAAAGAUUCACUGCUGAGCACGAUAGGACGCUUAACAAGGCCUGGACUAAGAAAGAGAGGGAAUUGGCGGAGACCAGGGUGGAUGUCAGUGACCUGUCAGCGCUGCAAAGUAAGAAUUUGACCAAUGAAGACUGCAGAGCGCUGCAACUUUGCAAUGCGGAUGGAUCCCUCAUGGCUUUUGUUUGCAACGCGAUGCCGGACGCCAUGAGAGAGACUCUCUAUGACAGGCUGAAGGCGUCCUUUGACAACCUGGACAUCUUCCAAAGUCAGCUGCCCUGUUCCACCCACAAAAGAGACGAUUGGUUUGAGACAGUACAUUUCUCUUGGUGGAAUCAUUAUGGGGUAUCGGGUGAAGCAGCUCCUGAAGAUGUUCAUCCGCACUUCCUUGGGGCCAGAGCUGCAAAGGGCUGCCGUGAAUUCAACUUCACCCAGAUGUUGCCUUAUCUAUCGCAAGAAACGUUCAACCAUAAACAGCUCUACCUUAAUAUUCAGGCAUCGCUGGCUGAUGUUUUUGAGUGGAUUGAGACUGUGUUUCGGGCCUGCUUGCCCAAAGAGUACAAGGCAUUGGUGGAACUGGUGGAGUUGCUACCAGGGAAGCCAGAUAGUCCAGCUGUUUCUAAGGCCCCUUCCUCAUCAACAUCUACUAAAAAGUUCUCAGCAGCAGACGCAAAAAGAUUGGCAGAACUGCAAAAGGCUCAAAAGGCUGCUCAAACAGCAGAGGAGGCGGACAAGAAAAGAGUCACACGAAAGCGAUCGGCAGCUCUACUGGAGCAAGAGGAAGAGCCAGCCCUCGACACCCUACAAGAACUAUUAACUUUCAAUGCAGAUGAUGAGGAGGAUGACGACUGUGACCACGAAGUUCCUGAAGAAACUCCAGCAUCUCAAAAUAAAGAAUCACCUUUGGAGAAUGACGAUGAUAGGGAGGACAGCAGGGAGGACAGCGGGGUGGACGAGGAGGAAGGUUCUGAUGAGGAGGAGAUUAGUAGCAAGAAGGGGUAUAGCAAGCUGCUGGACGAUGACCAGGUGCGAGUCACAUAUUUCAUCAUUUGUUUAUCUCCCUGA